Molecule: messenger RNA, 3929 nt
Organism: Mizuhopecten yessoensis (Yesso scallop)
Lineage: Eukaryota; Metazoa; Mollusca; Bivalvia; Pectinida; Pectinidae
Product: dentin sialophosphoprotein-like
Exons: 5
Coding region: 97-3249 (1050 amino acids)
Source: RefSeq, a predicted model, not a curated record
ACCGUCUACACCAGUUAUAGUGCAGAGUAGAAGAGUAAUGCAUUACACAAAGCGAGAGUGUAUUUGUUAGAGCUGGUGUAACCUGUGGUGUUGACUAUGGUGAAACUUGUCAGUAAACAACGAAAGGCAAUGCUGUUGUUACAUACUAUGCUAUUUGCCUGUUUGGCUCUUCGCACUGCAAGUAGCGCCGGACCUCUUACCCGGUUAUUCCGUCUAGUGAACAAACCACCGGACUCAACAAGUGAUGACAUACCUGCGAGUGGACGUUGGACGACGGAACCGACUGCUAAACCUGAGGGACCACAGAUGAGUAAGACAGAAGUUACUGAUUAUAUCAUGGUGUUAAAGAAAAGGUUCGAAGACUUAGGAAUAUCGUUAGAUAAUUAUUUCACCGAUGAAGUGACGAAAGGAGAGACGAAUGGAGAUGACUGUCUGACAAAUGAACCCGAAAAGAUUUCGAAACCUGAAACAAACGUUCCAGCCAUUCUGGCACGACUCAAGCAGUUCAUAUCUGUCGACAGUCCGUCUAAAAGUCCAACGAGCGGAAAUAUUCAGCCAGCCAAUCACCAGCCAGCUAUUCAUUCAGCCCGUAAUCAGGCAGAUCCGGGUUAUCUGUCAGGCGUUGACGUAUUAAAAUUAGAGGUAUUGCAGUUUUUCGAGAACAACCCGUCAGUAGAGGAAAUGUUCAAGGAAGACGGCCAGACGACUGAAAGUAACAGGCAUACCAACGUUCUCGCUACUCCUCUACCAGACAUCGUGAAGUCGGGCUUGACCGGUAAUACCGGAUAUGAGAUACUUGCUGCCCACCCGGACGAACCAAUGUCAGAUUUCCCUUACUUGGACGCUCCCAUUCCAUACAGGAACAGACGGUAUAGACCAUCAAGGCGACGUAACAACAGAUCAAGGUCAAGGACGUCUUUUGUUCAUAAGACAAGAUCGAAAAUGAUUUACAAGGUCAGAUCUUCCGACAGACCCCGGCGACGACAGAAGCCAUCACCUAGGUAUUCGGCACGUACUUCCGGCAGACGAAUGACGAGGAAGAAAAUGGCGAGAAAGAAUAGGAGAAGAAAGGACAGAAAUAACAAGAUUGAUGAAAAAUCAAGGAGGAAAGAAACAAUUGUGAAAAAGCAAUGUGUCCCCAAGAAGACAAUCACUGAUAACAAGGACAGCUCGAAUAGAGAUAGCGGCAAUGAAGAUAUUAACAACGGUUACACUAAUAAGGUUACGACCGACAGUAGCAGCAGCAGGGAGAGUAGUACAACAUCACAAAGUGUUGGUAGUGAGAGUAAUGAUCGCGAAAACAGUCGUAUUGAGGAUAGUAGUAGUGACAGUGACAGACAUGGAAACAGUCGUAAUGAAAGUAGUGAAAGUAGUCGUAGUGAAAGUGACAAUAGCGAAAACAGUCAUAUUGAGAGUAACCGUGAAAGCAGAAGCGACGAAAACAAUCGUACCAAAAGUAAAAGUAAUAGUGAAAUAGGUAGUAGUGAAAACAGUGGGGUUGAAAAUAGCCGUAGUGCUGACAGUAGCAGUAAUGAAAAGAGUCGUGAAGAAAGUAAGCGUAAUAGUAACAGUCGUAUUGAAAGAAGUAGCGAUAGUGAAAGAAGCAAUACUGAAAGUGACAAUGGUGAAAACAGUCGUGUUGAAAGUAAAAGUGAAAGUAGAAGUAAUAGUGAAAGUAGAAGUAAUAGUGAAAAUAGAAGUAAUAGUGAAAAUAGAAGUAGCGAAAACAGUGAAAGUGACAAUAGUGAAAACAGUAGUGUCGAAAGCAAUAGUAAUAGUGAAAGUAUUACAAGUAGUCAAAGUAGUAGCAGUGAAAACAGUCGCAUUGGACAAAGUGGAAAUAGUGACAGUAAUACAGGUAGUGAAAGCAGAAGUAGUGAAAAUAGCCGUAAUAGUGAAAGUAGCAGAAGUGAAAGUAGCUAUAGUGAAAACAGUCGCGUAGAAAGUAGCCGUAAUAGUGAAAGUUGUAGUGAAAGUGGUAGUGGAAGUGGUAGUGAAAGUGAUAGUGAAAGUGAUAGUGAUAGUGAUAGUGAAAGUGAUAGUGAAAGUGGUAGUGAAAGUGGUAGUGAAAGUGGUAGUGAAAGUGGUAGUGAAAGUGAUAGUGAAAGUGGUAGUGAAAGUGGUAGUGUAAGUGAUAGUGAAAGUGGUAGAGAAAGUGGUAGUGAAAGUGGUAGCAGUGAAUUUAGUAGAAUCGGAAGUAGAAGUAACAGUGAACGUAGUAGCAGUGAAAACAGUCGCAUUGGACAAAGUGGUAAUAGUGACAGUUAUACAGGUAGUGAAAGCAGAAGUAGUGAAAAUAGUCAAAGCGAAAGUGACAGUAACAGUGAAAGUAGCAAUAGUGAAAACAGUAGAGACGGUUAUAGUAAUAGCGUCGAUAGUAACACUGAUAGUGACAAAAGCGACAACAGUAUAGAAACUGAUAGCAAUAGCGAAGAUACUAGUAGUGAAAGUGGCGAUAGCAAAGACAGUGGUAGUGACGGUAACAGUGAUAGUGACAGCAGUACAAGGAAUGAAAGUAUAAAUAGUGAAAACAGUCGAAUGAAAAGUAAUAGUAAAAGUGACAACAGUGACAACAGUCGUACUGAAAGUAGUAGUGACAGCGGUAGUAACCACAGCAACGAAGACGACGGCGAUAAGUACGGUCGUCUAAGUACACGUUAUCGAUACCUUGACAAAUAUUCCAAAUAUCGCCAGAAAUAUCUUAAAUACAAAUCGAAAAAUCUUGAACGUCUACGAAAGAAAAAUCGAAGCAAUAAUGGAUUAGAUAUAUCAGGUAAUAAUGACGAUAGACAGACGCGUAGAAGAAGAAACGACGACCACGACAUCAGAGAAUGGCGGGCCUCUAUGAUGAGUAGUAGUAGAAAGGCCAGGAGCAAGGGUGGUGACGACGGACAUGUUCAUGUAAGCAAUAGCAUAUCAAAAACCGGUAAAGAGAAUCCUAAAGAUAUCAUUAAUUUAUACGACUCUUCAGACGAAAACGAUAUGGGAAUCGACAACCAUCUAUUCCAUACCGAUUACGAUGACUUUGAUGAAAAUUAUGAUGAAAGUAGUGAUGAUAAUGAGAGCAGCGAAGAAGAUGACAAGAACGAUGUUGACGUAAGUAACGAAUCCGAUUCAAGAGAGGAGUCCUCCUCUAGAAUUAUUGGGAAUGGUAGUGUGGGAGAAGAGGAUGAUGACACUGACGAUAACGAUUCAAGUAAGAGUACAGAUGAGGAGCCGGAUAACGGUGUCCGGAGAAAGCGACAAUGAAUCCCUUCCACUCCGUCGUCCCUGACAUAACAUACUGGUGUGUGUGUAUUUGUAACGAUAUGGAGUGGAGUAACCAUUAUUAUCGGUUAUUAAUGUCUUAUGUAUGGUAUGAUGAUCGUGUUUUCAUCCAUGGUUCCGAUUGCGUAAAAUGAUGAUACAUACUAAUACGUCUACCUGUAAUAUCAUGAUUAUUUUGUACUGGGAAGAUAAAAAUAUUGUACAUGAAAUAAAUGAAUAAAUAUUGAUUAAUAAAAUAUCAGUCCUAAAAGCUCUAUUUUUAAAACUGCAUAUGGAAUGUUCUUGAAAUAACCAACAAGUAAUUAUCUUCGUAAUUGAAAACGUCAAGGAAGUACUCAAUACGCUUUGUUUCAUUGAUUUUAAUUAAGUAAAGACUGUGUUAACUUGGCUCAUGUUUCAUGAAGGGACGAUUUGUUGUUAAGAAACGACGUCGAGAAUUAUUCAAAAUACUGACGAAUUCUACGAGAUAUCACCCAUACAGAAAUUUAGUCAAUUAUGUUUUCCAAUUCUACAAAGUAUCUAUUUCCAUUCAGACUUUCACAAUCUUCAUUGCAAAAUGUAUCUCAUGGACGAUUUAACCCGCCCAGAAGUGCCGACAGAUUUAUGAAAACGUCAUUGAUAAUUUGAAAAAUCCAUCUCAAAGUGAGAUAAUUGGAAACGUG